AUGCCAGCGUACCGGACUGUUCUGCUGGUGCUGACGGCUGAGCUGCUGCGCGUGCUGGCCAUUCCCUACUGCCCGUGCGUGCUCUUCAACAGCACUGGCCGCUUCUACUCGCCGAACUACCCGGCCAACCUCGAGGACAUCGACUGUCUCUUCUACCACUUCCGAGCCCCGCCAGGCUGGCUGGUGCAGAUCACCUUCAGCACGUUCUCACUGCCUAUGCGCAAUCCGACUUGCUCGUCGUCGUUGCGCAUCUAUGAUAGCUCUCCCGAUGGCCUUGUUGAUCCUGACGAAGAACCGAGUUUUACUUUUUGCGGGCAUGAAAUCGCCUCAGGGAGAACUUUUUAUUCGAGAGACGAACACAUGUUGCUGCAAAUCCGGCAUGCUGGGGCUUCCUCCAAAGGAUUUAUUGGCGAAUAUAGAUUUAUAUCAAAAGAGAAGUACCUCAAUGACGGUGUUGAGAUAGCAGAUUGCAGUUAUAGAAUCGAGAAGACGAAGGGAAUGCUAUAUUCACCAGGAUAUCCGUACUACUACAGAUCUUUCACAAAUUGCACAUAUAUCCUACCGCAAAGAAAGGGACAUCGAAUAGUGCUUUCAUCAGGGGAAAUAUCACUAGGAAAAGAAGCAUCCAUUGAUAUUUUUGAAACAACAAAUGGGCAUUCCAAAUUAGUAACAAUAGGAUCGAAUCAGCAUACACUAUAUGCAUCGUCAGCAUCGUCAGUUUUAAUUCAUUUUCAAGCUGGAAAUAAUCAUGAUAAGGGUCGUGGCUUCGUAAUUGAAUUCACCUACGAGGCGGCUGUUUGGCGCAGCUCCGAGGAGGCAGCCGGCGAGUGUUCGAUGACAAUCUCAUCUGAGAAUGAAAAAACAGGGACUCUAUCGUCAGCCAAGCUCAAUUUGAAAAGUUCAAACUUGCCGAAUAAGUGCAGGAUCGUUUUUCAAGGUUAUCCAAACGAACGGGUAUCUGUAAAAUUCACUCAUUUCAACCUCUAUGUACCGGAGAACAAGAAUGUGACAAGAAGGUGUGCAGAUGUCGAUCACCUGACGGCGGAUGUCCGCGUAGGCGCUCGGCUAUCGCGGAUAGAUGAGUGGUGCGGAGAUCAAACACCACCACAGCUGAUGAGCAGCACGAACCUCUUGCAGCUCGAAUACACAACGAAGUCCUCUCGAGCACUGCGAGAAAGUGCGAAAAACGAUCUAGGUUUUCGUCUGGAGUAUAAGUUCCACACCGAUUGGGAUAUGCAACAUAUGCGAGCUCGAGGAGAUCGCGAUAAAGGUUGCCGCUUUGUGUUCAACUCAUCUGUGCAGAGCAGCGGUAAACUAUGGAGUGUGAACUACCCCGGGCUGUACCCAAGAUCGCUGUACUGCGAGUACAUAUUCCAUGGCAGCGACGAACAGAUUGUUCACAUCCAUUUCGAGUACUUUGACGUUGAAGGAUUCAAUCAAUGCGAUGAGACAACACAGAGUGACUUUGUGCUAUUCAGCAACUAUCAGACCCACGAUAGAACAAAUCGGAGAUUUUGUGGGAAGGUAGCACCAAGAGGACCGAUUUUGUCCGAGUCAAAUUACUUCCGAAUGAUCUUCUCAACGAAUGACAUAUUCGAUGCCACUGGAUUCUAUGCUCACUAUCAGUUUAUCACUCAACAGAAAGCGCAAAUCAGUCGGGUCAAAUUGGCGACGUCUUCGUCUUCGACCUACCCACUUCUGCCAUUCACUGCUCACUUUAUCUUGUUAGUACUGUCGUUCUAUGUGAAUCUGUGAUCUCUAUAGUUUAAAGGCAGAGUCCGGGCUGAUACGAAA
This is a messenger RNA of Cylicocyclus nassatus, 1794 nucleotides long. The record is from the annotation of a GenBank genome assembly. NCBI's taxonomy places the organism in Eukaryota, Metazoa, Nematoda, Chromadorea, Rhabditida, Strongylidae.